Messenger RNA from Oryctolagus cuniculus (rabbit), 412 nucleotides. It is a transcript of the gene PTH2, whose product is annotated as parathyroid hormone 2. The record is from RefSeq and is a predicted model, not a curated record. Gene Ontology annotation, biological process: neuropeptide signaling pathway. Gene Ontology annotation, cellular component: extracellular region. Lineage: Eukaryota; Metazoa; Chordata; Mammalia; Lagomorpha; Leporidae.
AUGCGGACCUCACUGCGUCCGCCCCUCCUUUCCCCGCACGUGAUGGAGUCCCGCCAGGUGUCCAGGAGCCCACGGGUGUGGCUGCUGCUGCUGCUGCUCCUUGUGCCCGGGGACGCCCGUCCCACCCCGGGAGUCGCCCUGCCCCCCGCAGGGGUUCUCAGCCUCCGCAUCCCGGUGCGGGCCCGGGCGGUCCCGGCCACCCCGGCAUCGCGGCGGAGCCUGGCGCUGGCGGACGACGUGGCUUUCCGGGAGCGCGCGCGGCUGCUGGCCGCCCUGGAGCGCCGCCAGUGGCUGAACUCCUACAUGCAGAAGCUGCUGGUGCUGGGCGCGCCCUGAGCGCCCCCAACGCCCGCCCAAAUAAAGACCCGCGGACAGCUCGCGACCACGCCUCCUUCCUGUGUGACCGCGUGUG